Messenger RNA from Branchiostoma floridae (Florida lancelet), 2597 nucleotides. Its product is annotated as ADP-ribosylation factor-binding protein GGA3-like. The transcript has 17 exons. Bases 79 to 2379 code for a protein of 766 amino acids. Lineage: Eukaryota; Metazoa; Chordata; Leptocardii; Amphioxiformes; Branchiostomatidae. The record is from RefSeq and is a predicted model, not a curated record. Gene Ontology annotation, molecular function: phosphatidylinositol binding; ubiquitin binding; small GTPase binding. Gene Ontology annotation, cellular component: trans-Golgi network. Gene Ontology annotation, biological process: vesicle-mediated transport; intracellular protein transport.
AGGACAUGAAAAGCGCCGCUCCUGUCGCCCAGGUGGCACCGCCCCUUCACGAUCUCCCAUAAUGCACAGUGAUCCAAGAUGGCGGCGUCCGACGAUGGAGAAACACUGGAGACUUGGCUUAACAAAGCCACGAGUCCUGCUAACCGACAGGAAGACUGGGAGUACAUCAUGGGCUUCUGUGACCAGGUUAACAAGGAGCUAGAAGGGCCACAGAUCGGCACCAGGCUGAUCUCCCACAAAAUCCAGUCCCCUCAGGAGAUGGAGGCCUUACAAGCUCUCACGGUACUGGAGGCUUGUGUAAAGAACUGUGGUCGCCGAUUUCACCAGGAAAUCGGAAAGUUUCGCUUCCUGAAUGAGAUGAUUAAGCUGGUUUCUCCUAAGUACCUUGGCGCUAAGACAAAACCCAAGGUGAAGACACGUGUGAUAGAACUGCUGUACAGCUGGAGUAAAGGCCUGCCUCACGAGACCAAGGUUCAAGAUGCCUACCAGAUGCUUAAGAAACAAGGUAUUGUGACAGAAGACCCCAAAGUUGAAGAUGUGUAUGAGCCACCCCCUCCCCCACGCCCAAGAAAUACACUUUUCGAGGAUGAGGACAAGGCAAAGCUAUUGGACAGGCUCCUGAAGAGUAAGCACCCGGAGGACCUGCAGGCUGCCAACAGGCUGAUUAAGAACAUGGUGAAGGAGGACUCGGACAGGAUGGAGAGGGUCUCGCGCCGCAUGAACCAGCUGGAGGAGGUCAACAACAACGUCAGGCUUCUCAACGAGAUGCUCGCGCACUACAAACCUGAUGAGGCCUCCAUUUCCGAGAAGGAAGUCAUGAAGGAACUUUAUGCCCAAUGUGAAAAGAUGAGACCAAACUUAUUCAGACUUGCAAGUGACACUCCCGAGGGUGAUGAUGGUAUUGAUGCAAAGGCACAGAGCGAGGGCACAGCAUCACCAUCAUCAAGUGCACUAGCUGAUAUCUUGAGAGCAAACGAUGACCUGAUGAGGGUGAUGCAGUCCUACCAACGUCUGGUAGAGGGCGUUAGAAAUGGCACGGCAGAAGAUGGAUCCGGCGAUGGGAAUCAAACAGAACAGCAGACUGGACUGGCAGACCUGCUCAUGUUGGAUGCAGGGGGACCCAGGUCACCCACCGCUACCACUACUGCAUCAGCCCUGCCUCCCGUCCUACCCGCCCCUCCCACGGUUAGUGGACCAACCCCUGCAGCACCACCACCACAGCCUACAACAACAGCAGACCUUCUCAGCAGCGAACUUCAAAAUCUAGGAUUUGGUGAAGCUGCACCUGCCUCAGCUGCAACAGGUGCACCUGGUCAGCCCCUUGUAGGUGGGAUACCUUUCAUGCCUACACCAGGCGUAGGCACGCAGCCGCACCCUGUGGCACCUCUAUCCAACUAUUCUGCAUUUGGACAGGCUCCCCCAUCUAACGUUCCCAUGUCCAUGCCGGGAGCUCAGCCUACAACAAUGAUGGCACCGAUGGGGACCCAGCCUCACUUCACAGCUGCACAGGGUGGUGUUUUCCAACAGAACACUAUGGCCAUGCCCAUGGCAACGGCCACGCCCAUGGCAACAGCCACGCCCACUCCCAUGAUGAACACUGUUCCCACUGUCCAGCCCCAGAGUUCCACGGGUCUGCUGGGAGACCUGGGCGUACAAGGUCAGGCACAAGGUCAAGGUCAGGUUCAAGGUCAAGAGAAACCGCCCGCGGUUGAAGGGGCCUUCUCAGACUUGGACGUCCUGGGGAAGAGCUUGCAGGAACAGGGUCUCAAGCCUUCUGUGCAAGCUUCUCAGCCUGCGAGUGAGCCACCCAGGCAGAGUUUGAACCAGCUCCUUGCACAGAAGCAGCAACCUGGUUCCCCUGCCCCAGGGGGUGAGGUGGCCUCCCCUGUCCCCACCCCCCAGACAGCAGGCGUUGGUGCCCCCUCUCCCCAGCCAGCCUCUCCCGCUACUGCUGAAGUCCAGUCACUGCAGGAUGUGUUUGUUCCUAUAGAGUCAGUCCAACCUGGAAGUGUUGGCCCCCUGACCAUCUGUCAGAAGGAUAACAUGCAGAUUGUCCUACAUUUUGCGCGUGACACGGCCCCCGGUCGACCUGACGUCCAUGUCAUGGUGGUGUCAAUCACCAGUAACGCUACCGAACGGAUCCAGAGUAUAGUCUUUCAAGCCGCUGUGCCAAAGGUGAUGCGUGUGAAACUGCAGCCUCCGUCGGCCACGGACCUGCCAGGCUACAACCCCAUCUUGCCCCAGGCUGCCAUUACACAAGUCAUGCUGCUGGCCAACCCAAAUAAGGUGCCGGUGCGGUUAAAGUACAAACUUAGCUACAUGUGCAAUGAACAGCAGAGGACGGCAGUGGGAGAGGUCUCCAACUUUCCCAACUUGUGACGGCAAGCUCCGUAGCUCCGAGAGAAUUAGUUAGCCGUUUAACUGUCCAUACUGAUGUCUGGGCUUGGAUGCAGGAUGUACAUUAUUAUCAGGCCUUACUGUAGAGAAAUGUGGUACUUUUUCAAACGACAUGUCAUCAUGGCACUGUAGCACAUCAUUCCACUUUGCCUGAUGCACUCAACAUGCAAUACUGUAUGUACCUAUGGUGCGAUGCACUU